Molecule: messenger RNA, 2841 nt
Organism: Cariama cristata (Red-legged seriema)
Lineage: Eukaryota; Metazoa; Chordata; Aves; Cariamiformes; Cariamidae
Gene: ZNF652
Product: zinc finger protein 652
Exons: 5
Coding region: 160-1992 (610 amino acids)
Biological process (GO): regulation of transcription by RNA polymerase II
Cellular component (GO): nucleus
Molecular function (GO): RNA polymerase II cis-regulatory region sequence-specific DNA binding; DNA-binding transcription activator activity, RNA polymerase II-specific
Source: RefSeq, a predicted model, not a curated record
UCUGUGACCUACACGUCAGUGCUAAACACCAGCAGAAAAUCAUAUUGUAUUCGCUCUGUGUAGAUGGAACAGGCAUCGACCUUGAGAGUCCAUCCUGAUUUAAAGCUGCUUACUUGGUUUUCUGGGAUUAAAGGUGCUCAAUGAAUCAGGGCCCCCCAAAUGAGUCAAACAGCCAAUUCUUGCCAACAGUUGGUUGAAAACUGUGCCGCACAUGUAGCAGGGAUGGCGCAAGAGGACAGUCGCCGUGGUCAAGUGCCACCCACAUUUUAUCAUGGUGCCAGCCAGGAACUUGAUUUGUCCACCAAAGUGUUCAAGAGAGAGUCAGGAAGUCCUUACUCUGUGUUGGUGGACAGCAAAAUGAGUAAACCACAUCUCCAUGAAAGAGAGGAGCAGCCAUAUUUCAGGGAGAACAGAUCGGUAGGAGAGGUCCGGGCUGUGAAAGAAGAUAGAGAGAACUCUGACGACACUGAGGAGGAAGAAGAGGAGGAAGAUGAAGUGACUUACAAAAGGGAGCAGAUUAUAGUAGAGGUAAACCUUAACAACCAAACAUUAAAUGUAUCAAAAGGGGAGAAGGGUGUCCCCUCCCAGUCCAAAGAGACUGCUGUUCUUAAGACCAGCAGUGAGGAAGAGGAGGGUGACAGUGGGGACGAGGCCACUGAAGACAGUAAUGAUUAUGAGGAAAAUGAGAGGCAGAAGAAAAAAGAGAAAAGAGUGGAAAAAGUUAGUGUUGCACAAAGGAGAACAAGGAGAGCUGCAUCUGCUGCAGCAGCCACAACUUCCCCACCACCCAGAACUACAAGGGGUCGUAGAAAGAGCGUGGAGCCCCCCAAGCGUAAGAAGAAAGCUGCAAAGGAGCCCAAGGCACCUGUGCAGAAAUCAAAGUGUGAAGAGAAGGAGACUUUAACCUGUGAGAAGUGCCCCAGGGUGUUUAACACACGCUGGUACCUGGAGAAGCACAUGAACGUCACUCACAGGCGCAUGCAGAUCUGCGACAAAUGUGGGAAGAAAUUUGUUCUAGAAAGUGAGCUGUCCCUUCACCAGCAGACAGACUGUGAAAAAAAUAUCCAGUGUGUUUCCUGUAAUAAAUCAUUCAAGAAGCUCUGGUCCCUUCAUGAACAUAUCAAGAUUGUCCACGGAUAUGCAGAAAAGAAAUUCUCUUGUGAGAUUUGUGAAAAAAAGUUCUACACCAUGGCCCAUGUGCGGAAACAUAUGGUUGCACACACAAAGGACAUGCCAUUUACAUGUGAAACCUGUGGAAAAUCAUUCAAACGCAGUAUGUCUCUCAAAGUACAUUCCCUACAGCAUUCUGGAGAGAAACCUUUCAGAUGUGAGAACUGUGAUGAGAGGUUUCAGUACAAGUACCAGCUGCGUUCCCACAUGAGCAUCCACAUCGGACACAAACAGUUCAUGUGCCAGUGGUGUGGCAAAGACUUCAACAUGAAACAGUACUUUGAUGAGCACAUGAAAACACACACUGGAGAGAAGCCCUUUAUCUGUGAAAUCUGUGGGAAGAGCUUCACCAGCCGCCCAAACAUGAAGAGACAUCGCAGAACUCACACAGGGGAGAAGCCCUACCCAUGUGAUGUGUGUGGCCAGCGGUUUCGCUUCUCCAACAUGCUCAAGGCACACAAGGAGAAGUGCUUCCGUGUUACCAGCCCCGUCAAUGUGUCAUCUGCUGUCCAGAUCCCACUGUCCACGACUUCUCCUGCCACCACAGUCCCUGCUGUAGUGAACACACCCACCACCCCAACUCCACCUAUCAACCUGAACCCAGUGAGCACACUUCCUCCACGCCCCAUUCCCCACCCAUAUUCACACCUUCACCUACAUCCUCAUCCUCACCAUCCACAUCAUCUCCCGGUCCCCCCGGUUCCUCAUUUACCUCCUCCUCCAGCUCUUUUUAAGAGUGAGCCUUUAAAUCACAGAGGCCAGAGUGAGGACAACUUUCUGCGACAUCUGGCAGAAAAAAACAGUUCAGCACAGCACCACUAACAUCUUUGCUUCCUGCCAGCUAUUUUCCCAUUUUAUGCACAUGGAAACAUGCCCUUGUGGAAGUACAGAGGGUUAGUUGGUGAGAAUCUUUGUCUUUCUCUUAGCCCAGCAGAUGGUCCUAAUUUUUCCCUUGAAUCAGUUAACAAACGAGGAAAUCCUGUUUUGGAUCAGGAGUGCUCAUUUGAACCUGGGAACCAACAGGACUUAAACCCAAUUUGCUUGCGUUUUACUGGUGACUUUUAUAAAUUUCAGAUACUGAGACUUGUGGAAUUUUAUAAUUUCAUAUCAGCUGAUGAGGUAUGCUUGCUUUUAUAUCCUGGACUUCUCCUCAAAGAGGAGAUAGGCCUGGUUUUCUUUGUACUAAUCGGAAAGGCUGUGAGAUUAAUACAGAGCAUUAAUUGUAUCACUGUGUAUUGUAAUGGAUUCUUUUCAGCUUUUGGUGCCGGCUAUGGAGUGAGCCAGCCACGUAUCACGGUAUAUUUGAGCAUUAUAAAGAAAGACAAAAAAAUUUCUUGUUUGUGUAGCUCUCCUAACACACUCUUUAUUUUACUACAGAAAUUAUUUUAGAGGUUUUUGUAUAGACCUAUUUAGUAGUCUGUUUCUAAAAUGAAAUGUAUUUCAAUAAGCGGUGUAAUUUUUUCAGUGUAGCUGGACCUAUGUUGUAUAAUAGAUAAAUUUUUAUAAUCAUCAAAAUGUGAUUCUUAAAAGAUGCAUAUAGCUUCUAUAGUUAAAGUUAUUCUUACAACCAUAAACUUAAAAGGUGCUUCAGAGAAGAAAGGAACCCAAGAGGUCUCUGGAAAGGUUGCCUCAAAAAUGAUGUUGAUUUCAGAACUUUACGUAAUUUAUUUU